Molecule: messenger RNA, 300 nt
Organism: Danaus chrysippus (African queen)
Lineage: Eukaryota; Metazoa; Arthropoda; Insecta; Lepidoptera; Nymphalidae
Source: the annotation of a GenBank genome assembly
UUGGACGAUCAGUUGGUCGAUCAGUUGGACGAACAGUUGGUCGAUCAGUUGGACGAUCAGUUGGUCGAUCAGUUGGACGAUCAGUUGGUCGACCAGUUGGACGAUCAGUUGGUCCACCAGUUGGACGAUCAGUUGGUCGAUCAGUUGGUCGAUCAGUUGGUCGAUCAGUUGGUCGAUCAGUUGAUCGACCAGUUGGUCGAUCAGUUGGACGAUCAGUUGGACGAUCAGUUGGACGAUCAGUUGGUCGAUCAAUUGGUCGACCAGUUGGACGAUCAGUUGGUCAACCAGUUGGACGAUUAG